AUGGAGAAUAAGGAGAUCGACGAUGAGAUCACGUCCGAAAAUGUGAAGUUGAAGGAACAGGCCAAUCUUGUCCUGACUGGGGGCCUUCCCACGGAUCAGUAUCGUCACCCAGAAUCUUUGGACACUGCUCAGAUGGUGAUCCACAAGAUCAAGGACCUCAAGUCAGCACUUGGCGAAGACAAAUCAUUCAUCAUGACAGCGCUGAUUUGA
Molecule: messenger RNA, 210 nt
Organism: Clonostachys rhizophaga
Lineage: Eukaryota; Fungi; Ascomycota; Sordariomycetes; Hypocreales; Bionectriaceae
Source: the annotation of a GenBank genome assembly